CCCCGCCCCGCCCCGCUCACAAGCCCCGCCCCGCACUUCCCCCUUCGGCGCUCCUCCCCCCGCGCCGCGCUCCAUACUUGGCGAUCGCCGCGGCCCUGCGCGCUCAUUGGCCGAGAGCCGGCUGCGUGGGGGCGGGCCCGGGCCCGGCCGGGGCGGGGAAGGAAGGUGGCUGCGGCCCGGCGCGGGGGGAGGGGGGCGCUGACCCGGAUGUUCACUCCUGGGCACCCGGGGAAGUGGAAGCGCCGGGCCCUGCUGCGGGGGGGAGAGCCACAGACGCCGGGACCGGGACCGCCGCCGCCGCCACCAUGAGUGACCAGCAGCUGGACUGUGCCUUGGACUUGAUGAGGCGCCUGCCUCCACAGCAAAUCGAGAAGAACCUCAGCGACCUGAUCGACCUGGUCCCCAGUCUGUGCGAAGAUCUCCUGUCUUCUGUUGACCAGCCCCUGAAAAUCGCCAGAGACAAGGUGGUGGGAAAGGAUUACCUUUUGUGUGACUACAACAGAGAUGGGGACUCCUACAGGUCACCGUGGAGUAACAAGUACGACCCUCCUUUGGAAGACGGGGCCAUGCCUUCCGCUCGGCUGAGGAAGCUGGAGGUGGAAGCCAACAACGCCUUCGACCAGUACCGAGACCUGUAUUUUGAAGGCGGCGUCUCAUCUGUCUACCUCUGGGAUCUGGAUCACGGCUUUGCUGGAGUGAUUCUCAUAAAGAAGGCUGGAGACGGAUCCAAGAAGAUCAAGGGCUGCUGGGAUUCCAUCCACGUGGUAGAAGUGCAGGAGAAAUCCAGCGGUCGCACCGCCCAUUACAAGCUGACCUCCACCGUGAUGCUCUGGCUGCAGACCAACAAAUCCGGCUCCGGCACCAUGAACCUCGGAGGCAGCCUUACCAGACAGAUGGAGAAAGAUGAGACCGUGAGCGACUGCUCCCCGCACAUAGCCAAUAUCGGACGCCUGGUAGAGGAUAUGGAAAAUAAAAUCAGAAGUACGCUGAAUGAGAUUUACUUUGGAAAAACAAAGGACAUCGUCAAUGGGCUGAGAUCUGUUGACGUAAUCCCCGACCACCCCAAGUUUCAGCAGCUGCAGAGGGAGCUUUCCCAAGUGCUGACCCAGCGCCAGAUCCACAUCCAGCCUGAUAACUAAGCCGUCACAGGUCUGUGCAGACUUUCGCAGACAAAUCAAAGCAAGAAGCUCUUAAGAACGACCUGGUGGAGGCCUUGAAGAGAAAGCAGCAGUGUUAGAGCUCGGCUCCGGGCUACCAGGACGCGCCACACGCUCGUUAGUUUCCUUUCUUAGAGAACUCGUCUUCUGCUCCCUUCCUCGCCCCGCGCCUCCCCACCAGGUCAUGUAACACCGGCUUCACCGACCGCACGGCGCCGUCUCCCCCCGAGAAUAAAGCCCAGUCAACACCC
Mustela erminea (ermine) is the source of this 1408-nucleotide messenger RNA. RefSeq names its product capping actin protein of muscle Z-line subunit beta (gene CAPZB). Gene Ontology annotation, cellular component: F-actin capping protein complex; cytoplasm. The coding region runs from base 306 to 1139 and encodes 277 amino acids. Gene Ontology annotation, biological process: barbed-end actin filament capping; regulation of lamellipodium assembly; cell morphogenesis. The transcript has 10 exons. Lineage: Eukaryota; Metazoa; Chordata; Mammalia; Carnivora; Mustelidae. The record is from RefSeq and is a predicted model, not a curated record. Gene Ontology annotation, molecular function: actin filament binding.